UGAACUAGUAGUAUAAAAAUCGAAUACUAAUUCUUUGAGGAAUCCUCGUUUAGCUUGUCAUGUUUUUGUUAAUUAAUAUUUCACGAGGGGAAACUUUUGGUUCAUUAGUUGUCUAUAUUUAACUCGAUUUUACUGUUUCAUACGCUUAUUUAUAUCUCAGUAAAUUGCAUUAUGAAAUUAUUGUAAACAAACAACUCCAUGCUUUGUGACGAGCAGAACUAAUCGUUACACACUGUAUCUUAUUAUGAAUUUAGUAGAUUAAAAUAAUUGUUUUGGUUGAAUUUUCUCUGAAAUAUAUUUGGUUUCGAUUGUGGGUAAUAAUGUUUGGAGUGUAGAGUUGGCGGUGGUAGGCGGCGCCCGUAGUUCGAGAUGAACGAAGCAGAACAUACCACUAUAUGAGUUGUGUGGAUUUGUUGGUUGUGAUUGUCAUGUAAGUUUUGUGAAGUUUGAAAGUCAUAUAUUUUCGCGUUUUAAAUGGGGAAAUGAAGGCAACGAAAUCGAAAUCCUUGGUAUACUUUCUUCACGUUGUUGAAAUGGUACUUGUUCUGUAAUUAUGGUGGGAGAGCAAUCCAUGGAAUGUAGAAACAUUCUUAAAUGUCCUUGAAUAAUGUAUUGAAACCGAAGCUAACUUCAAACCUCAUCGAGCCACGUGAACAAAGUGGUUGGUCUCGAGCUACUGCUGCACGAAGAAAAUGUGACUGAUGUUCCGGCAUUUUGUAGAGAAAGGUAUGCAUUUUGUAAUGGAUGCAACUGUGGGCUCUUCAUUAUUUUCACCAAUGUUUCUUUUGUUACUUACAUUGCCGUCAAACCCAUCUGCAACGCUACCAGAACGCUGCAACGUUAGUCGAGAUGUUCACUUAAGCGACGACAUCUGCCUUAUAUCAUCGUAUUCGAAUUCCUUGAAGAAAAGAGGAGCAACUGGCCUCAGCGAUAGUGUGAUAUCACCUGAAGAUAUUGAUUUUAUCCUACGAGAUCGUACAAGCGGUAUUUUGGAAGUCAAAUUUCCUAUUUUGAAGAAAUAUGUAGCGUAUGAACUUCGAUUAAACGUUAUUGAACACGUAAGGAAUCAAGAGGAAUGUAAUAAAUAUGUUGAUCUACAAGAUUAUCUCCUUCAUUCCAUACGCCAAUUUGAUGUCUUCAGCUGCAAAGAUGAUUUAGAACAAAAGCAUUGUGACUCUGCUCCGGCAUGCACGAAGUACACUUCUGUUAUUUUCUCUCAUGUGUUUGGAGGUUGCUAUCUUCUGCACAUUACUCCAAAAAAUAAUAGUAGUUCAGGGCAACCGACUACCCGUCGCAGGAUGAUUAAUUCUGAACACAAGAAAACAGUGAUAUGGAACAUGAAGCCGUCUGUUGCUGACCAAAGUUAUCCCGAUGAG
Molecule: messenger RNA, 1376 nt
Organism: Gryllus bimaculatus (two-spotted cricket)
Lineage: Eukaryota; Metazoa; Arthropoda; Insecta; Orthoptera; Gryllidae
Source: the annotation of a GenBank genome assembly